Molecule: messenger RNA, 4437 nt
Organism: Ustilago hordei
Lineage: Eukaryota; Fungi; Basidiomycota; Ustilaginomycetes; Ustilaginales; Ustilaginaceae
Exons: 1
Coding region: 1-4437 (1478 amino acids)
Biological process (GO): protein desumoylation
Cellular component (GO): nucleus; cytoplasm
Molecular function (GO): SUMO-specific endopeptidase activity
Source: RefSeq, a predicted model, not a curated record
AUGGCGGGCAAUUUCUUUGAAUCCGAGCAAGAACAUCAAGCCAUCGCAUCGUUCCAUGGGAUACCAAGCUCAAGCCGUGCGCAUGGAGAGCGCACGCAGCCUAGACGGCGAACACGCAUUGACAUACCAAAGCCCGGGAGCACUCCCUACGACACUUCUCCGCCCCGCCAAGCUACGUAUGACAAAAGUCAAAGGCGGUCGGCACGCAAAUCUUCCCACCUUCCAACUCGUGAACUCGACUUCAGAAAUAACUUGCACGAAGAACCUGCAAACCGUGGCAUUGGAGGAGUUUUCCUUGGCACAGCAAGGCGUUCCACCUACCUGUCCUCUGCUAAAAGUACACCGUCACCCAAACCUCCGUCACCACAGCUGCAACGAGGUACUCCAUUAGAUGGAGUCACGAUCGAACUUGAUGGUCCCGCCAAUCCCGUCACUGGUUCAGGCAAAGGCAAAGCUCGCGAUAUGAUUGCGUCACAAAGCCGCGUCACUCGUUCGACAUCUCAUCGCAGAGCUUCGCAAAAGGAACAGGAAGUCAUCUCAGUCACCGACUCGGACGAUGAUCCUGUGGAGGCUGAUUUCUCGAUCGAGUCAAACCAGACAAUUCAGCCACGUAAAUCCCGGCGUCAAUCUGGAAGCAGGGCACAGCAACCUGUUCGUCUUGAGAGCGCGCUUGAAGCCAAGGAUCGGAGACGCCGGGAGGAGGCAGAGGCGCCUUCUGCCACAGAUCCCAACAGGUUCUACUCGCGAUCUACUCAAAAGCUCGUGAGCGGUCCGGUCCCACUGGAACAGCCAGAUGAUGAAUUCAGGAAGUCAGCCUCGGGGCGCUCUGUUCUAGUUCAUUCUAGUGAAAGUCCUGAGCAGCAAGUACGCCAUCAUUCGCUGGGAGAUUCGAGCAGAAAAGUGUCAGCAGCAGGCCUGGUCAGCCGUAUGAAGCCUAAAGCGAGCUCGUCCAAUGCUCCGGCAGGGUCGCAAGAACACUCACCGAACGGCGUCGCAUCCAGAUCUCCGCCGCCACCAGCAAGCUCUUCAGAGACAGAGAAGCGUAGGUCGUCAUCGUCCAGCUACUUUCCCGAGACGAAUGGAACAACGCAAACACUCAAACGGAAGCGGACAGACACGACAUAUCGAUCAUCGAAUCGGCGAGCGCCCACAGAACCUUUUUUGCCGAUCGAAGUGCGCCUGCAAGCCAUCGUCAUCUCGGACAUCUGGCGCUCCCGAGAUGAUGCACGUCCUGUGGCAUUGUUCCAACAACAUUCCCUGCACCUUCGACAGCAUUCGGAAACCAGGCUGCAAAUUCCAUACAGCGACAUCCGGCGCGUUGAAGCCAGCAAUGAGACCGUCCAAACUCACGGAAUCCUGAGCCUCACUUUAAGGCCUGAAUCGCAAAGCGCCCGUCGCCUGCAGGAGGCUUUUUCCGACUUCGAUCCUCGCGCUUCGGGUGAUGCUUCCGCAGUCCAUUUCAUUGCCCGAGACGAAGAUGUUGACUUGGGCGCCCACAAGACGGCCGUUAGUUGGAUCCACCAGAAACUGAACGGACCGCACCUGGGCCACGUCGACUUUCAUUGGUUGGUACAGUCCGCUGCCAAGAUCAAAGUUGGCAUUGUCGCCGGGAUCAAGCAACUGCCUUGGCCUCAACCAUCACAAUCUCCCCGUUUGCCAGCAACAUAUCAGCCACUGUCGUCUCGAAUGCCUGCACUACAACAGUCGUCCUCAUCUCGAUUGAUCGAGCCAGCUACAGCAUCAACUCCGACACCGGACAAAUCCAGGCGGACUUUGAUCUUGCCUGGCCAAGGUCGUGAUCCAGUGGGCGAACAACGCCAGACAGCCCGUCCCAGCUCUGCGUCGGGUCCACAACGACAGCAAAAGAAGACUUUCGACAUCCAGCCUGCAUCUCCCAGGUCUGCAGCUGGAGUUACGGUUGACGUUGAGAUGGCAGAUGCACGUCCCGGCUCCAGAACAUCGCCCCUUCCUGGCCUCACAGUCACAAAGAGUCGUCCUGCAGCAACGACGUCUGCUUUGGCGAAAGCCAAGCCCUCCCACGGCCUGAACCUGGCCCCACAUACCCCCAUUCUCCAGUACCCUUAUGAAGGUAUUGGCGCUGUGACGGUGCUGGUCUCCGACCUCGAGCGGCUUAUGGAUGGAGAGCUGCUGAACGACACCGUGAUCGAGUUUGGUCUCAAGUUCAUCCACGAAAACAUUCAACAUCGGGAUCCAGACCUCGCAGACAGCAUUUACAUGUUCAACACCUUCUUCUACAAGCUGCUCAGUGCGACGACCGUCGAAAACAGCUACCGCAAGCUGCGAAAGUGGACCACCAAGGUGGAUUUGUUCUCAAAAAAAUACAUCGUGGUGCCUAUCAACGAAGACUACCACUGGUAUUUGGCUUUGAUCGUCAAUCCUCACUUCAUGUUGAUGGAGCAGGAUGGUGAGAAUGACAGCGCUAGCGAGCAGGACAAGGAGGAAGUAGCAUCUGCGCUGACAACAGCACCGAAGGCAUCGCCGCCUCUGUCGACUGAUCCUAUCGCCACGUCCUCCGCAAGCCCAACUGCUACAGCCCGGGAAGAUAAUCCGGCAACGGUCGAAGAUGCAAACUUCAAGCGACACCGUGAAGCAAGGACUGCUCCUAGCUCAGAACCAGGAACACCGCCAUUGCCUCAAUUGCAGCUUCCUCUACGAUCAUCUCAACCCGACCGAGACUCUAAGGCUGACUCAAUGGAUGUGGAUGCAGCACCUGCGGGCGUCGGCCUAGCAGAAGGCGCCCCUGCUCCUGUGAACCUCAAACGGACAUUCGUGAUCACGUUUGAUAGUCUCGGAUCUAGGCACUCCAAGGUCAGGAACAAGCUGCACGAGUAUCUCUGGCGAGAAGCCAUAGACAAGAAACAGCUGUCCCUCGAUGAUCUCACAAAGAGGAAGGCUAAACAAGAAGCCGAGCAAGCAGCCAAACGCGAGGCCGAGAAGCCGCAGACUCGCGCCAAAGAGGCUGCGCAGAAUGACCGCAAUGGCGACGCUGCGCAUAGUCCCAUGGACGAGACAACGGACGGUCCCAAUGACAUCGAAACUGCUGACGAAAGCAAGGAACUUGGUGACGAUGGUACUAGCGUUCGCAAGAUCCAAGUUCAAGAUACCCGUCAGCUCGAUGCAGAUGGCGAUGCCAAGCAGAUAGGUGAAGAAACAUUGGCCAAGUCGCUGCCGAUGACGGCAUACAUUCAUGCGCAAGUGCCUACGCAGCUCAACUUUUGCGAUUGCGGCAUCUAUCUGUUGCACUACGUCGAUCGAUUCUUCGAUGACCCUGACAAGUUCCUCAAACUUGUUGUGACGGCGGCAGAAAAGAGAAUUGCGGUGGGUAAGCAAGGCUCUGCAAUACGUCAAAAACUGCGAGAGGAAGCCGAGAAGAGCUUCGAGUCGGAAUGGCAAGCUGGCGAGGUCAGCGGGAAGCGAGAGUGGUGGCGUCAUAGAGUUAUCGACCUACGCGAAGGUUGGAUGUCUUACCAGGACUCCAAGAAGGCAGCGGAAAAGGACGACAAGAAGAAUGGAAAAGAACAAACGGCAAGUGGGCAGAGUAGUCAAGUGAUCGAGAGUGGAUCUCAGCAAAAGCAUAACACGCAGCAUUCAGACGCGGACGUAGUGUUGCCUCCAGCAGAAACACCAGCUGGUGCUAUCGAGGAGUCGGAGAAGCGGAUCGAAGGCAGAAAGGAAGCCGAUGACAGCCAGCAACAUGACGAAGACGCUCAAGCCCAGUCACUCGAUUUGCAGCUGCCCCUUUUGCCAAUCAACACUCAAGGCAGCGAACUUGGACGGAGCACAAGUGUCGAUAAUGUCGUCGCCUUCGCAGAGGCCCUGACGGGCAACGUUGAUGCCGAGAUGCGGAAGAGUAUCCUCCAAGCUCAAAGGGAAGUCGAAGAGCCGAUGCAGGCCUCAGAAGUAGGCAAACCUGUAUCGCAAUGGCUGCACAGGCUCAUGCCUCCUUCGAAUCAUUCUGCAACUGCGAGUUUUCCGAUCGCAGACCAUGAUAUUGUUCUCCAGCCCACACCUUCUGGUCCACAACUCCCGCUAGCGCCUCUCGGACAGAGAGAAGAAAUGCCAGGACCGCCGACUAAUACUAGCUCUUCGAAUGCCUCACCUCGGCGUGAUCAGCCACAGCAGCAACAGCAUCGGGCUUCUCCGCCACCACCUCCAAGCUUCGGGUCAUCGAUGCAGGGACCGUCGACAGGCACGGCUGGAUCAACUGCCGAGCUACGCGAGAUGCUGAAGCCGACCGAGACUUUCGGUAGCGGUAUCUUGCAUCCCACUCAUCACAGGAAGCCACACGAUAGUGUGGAUGUAAGCAGCAACAGUGACAGCAGCGACGGAGGAGAAAGCAACUCGAGCGCUGAUUUGGUCGACAUUGUUGAGCCGUCACCUUCGCUUUCUUCCUCCGUGGCAGCUGAUCAGGGUUGA